UGCGGCCCCCGGCCCUUUGUGACGUAGGACAAUGCCUGCCACGCGUCGGAACUCGGCUGCGGGGCGGCCGCCCGGCGCGAGUGACACGUGCGAGGACAGCGGUGGUCAGCUGGGGCCCACUCCAGGAAUCAUGCAUUUCUUAUUCAGAUUGAUCGUUUUCUUUUACGUAUGGGGCAUUUUUACUGCUCAGGGACAAAAGAAAGAGGAGAGCACAGAGGAAGUGAAAAUAGAAGUUUUGCAUCGUCCAGAAAACUGUUCUAAGACAAGCAAGAAGGGAGACCUGCUAAAUGCCCAUUACGACGGAUUCUUGGCUAAAGACGGCUCGAAAUUCUACUGCAGCCGGUCACAAAAUGAAGGCCAUCCCAAAUGGUUUGUUCUUGGUGUUGGGCAAGUCAUAAAAGGCCUAGACAUUGCUAUGAUGGAUAUGUGCCCUGGAGAGAAGCGAAAAGUGAUUAUACCCCCUUCAUUUGCAUAUGGAAAAGAAGGCUAUGUGGAAGGCAAGAUUCCACCUGAUGCAACAUUGAUUUUUGAGAUUGAACUUUAUGCUGUGACCAAAGGACCACGAAGUGUUGAAACAUUUAAGCAGAUAGACAUGGACAAUGACAGGCAACUCUCUAAAGACGAGAUAAAUCAUUACCUGAAAAAGGAAUUUGAAAAAGAUGAGAAGCCAUAUGACAAGUCAUAUCAGAAUGCGGUUUUAGAAGAUAUUUUUAAGAAGAAUGACCAUGAUGGUGAUGGCUUCAUUUCUUCCAAGGAAUACAAUGUGUAUCAACAUGACGAACUAUAGCAUAUUUUUAUUUCUAAAUUUUCUUAGCUACUUACUGUACUUUAUAUAUAAAACAAAGUCACUCUUCUCCAAGUUAUAUUUUCUGUUUUUCCCCCAUGAGAACAUAUUUUGAUCCCCUCAAUACAUGUAAUUUGGGGAAAAUAAAUGUGAGGCUAUUUUGCAAAUUUAA
Ceratotherium simum simum (southern white rhinoceros) is the source of this 956-nucleotide messenger RNA. It is a transcript of the gene FKBP7, whose product is annotated as FKBP prolyl isomerase 7. The record is from RefSeq and is a predicted model, not a curated record. Gene Ontology annotation, molecular function: calcium ion binding; peptidyl-prolyl cis-trans isomerase activity. Lineage: Eukaryota; Metazoa; Chordata; Mammalia; Perissodactyla; Rhinocerotidae.